GCCUUUAACAACAAAGGCUUUUUAUGCUUAUUUUGUCAUUAAAGACAUUUUACACAAAAUGGCGAAAAAACAUCGCUAAAUAUUUUGUCACUUUCACUAAGCAAGAGCAAGUUGAAAGCCUUAAUAAUGUCAUCCAUUGUCACUUUGACUAAGCAGUCCCGACUCCCGAGUGUCUUCACUCCACACAUCACUUCAUUCCCCACUCUCAUCAAAUCCCCUAAAUUUUCCAGGUUUGCGUGGGAACAAAGGAGGAAGUACUUAUGUCUUUUGAGGGGUGAUAAUUGAGAGCUAAGGGAGGUUAGAAGAUGGGUGAAAGUGGUGAUGGAGAAGAGGCAAUGCAAGGGUUGGGCUGCCGCGAGCAGGAGAGGAUUUUGGUGUCUGUUCGUUUGCGGCCUUUAAAUGGGAAGGAAGCUUCAAGGAAGGAGCCAAUAGACUGGGAAUGCAUCAAUGAUACUACUAUCACAUACAAAAAUCACUUGUCUCCUGAAAGAUCAUUGUAUCCAAAUUCCUUUACAUUUGACAGGGUGUUUAGAUGUGAUUGCUCUACAAGGCAGGUGUAUGAAGAAGGAGCCAGAGCAGUUGUUCUUUCGGCUGUCUCCGGCAUCAACUCGAGUGUUUUUGCAUAUGGGCAAACAAGCAGUGGUAAAACAUUUACUAUGUCUGGUAUAACUGAGUAUACUAUGGAGGACAUUUUUGCCUAUACACAGAAGCACAAAGAAAGAGAUUUCCAGUUAAAGUUCUCUGCUAUAGAGAUCUACAAUGAAUCUGUGAGAGAUCUAUUGACAGCAGAUCAUAGUCCCCUUCGCCUUUUGGAUGACCCAGAGAGAGGUACAGUAGUUGAGAAACUUACCGAGGAGACUCUGCGGGACUGGGACCACUUUAAGAAACUUCUUGCUGUAUGUGAAGAACAAAGGCAGAUAGGGGAGACUUUUCUCAAUGAAGCUAGCUCACGUUCCCACCAAAUUAUCAGAUUGACAAUUGAGAGUUCAACUCGUGAACUUUUAGGCAAAAGUAAUUGUAGCACCCUUACUGCUACUUUGAAUUUUGUGGAUCUUGCUGGAAGUGAGCGGGCUUCACAAGCAUUAUCUGCUGGAUCCAGGUUGAAGGAAGGAUCACAUAUAAAUCGAAGUUUGUUAACAUUGGGAACAGUGAUUCGUAAAUUGAGUAAGGGUCAAACUGGGCAUAUUCCUUACCGAGAUUCAAAGCUCACGCGGAUAUUACAAUCCUCCCUGGGAGGCAAUUCUAGAACUGCUGUCAUAUGUACCAUGAGUCCUGCACGCAUUUAUGUAGAACAAUCCAGAAACACCCUCCUUUUCGCAAGUUGUGCUAAAGAAGUUACUACUAAUGCUCGUGUAAAUGUUGUCAUAUCCGACAAAGCCUUGGUGAAGCACUUGCAAAGAGAAUUGGCAAGACUUGAGAGUGAGUUGAGUAGCUCAAGCCCCACCAGUGGGUCUCUUGAUACUAACCUGUUGAGAGAAAAGGAUUUUAAAAUAGAUGAGUUGGAAAGACGGGUAAAUGAGUUGACUGUACAACUGGAUCAUGCUCUAUCCCAAAUUCAUAACUUGCAGCAGCGAGCUGGUGAACGAAGACUUGUUAUAUGGGAGGAAAAUUCUUCUUACUCUCGAUUACAUGUUCGUCAAGAUUCUGAAAGUUCCUGCUUAGAUGCACCCUCUACAGUGGAUCACCACUCCUUUGAUGCUCGUUCUCCAUCAUUUGAAUAUACUCAUUCUCCAGAUAGACAUAGUAGACUCAGCUAUGGUGAAAACUACUCAUCUUCUGACAUUGAUGAAAAUCUUCCUACCAGUAGCCAAUCCGAGAACAGGUUCAUAGAGACACAAAAUGAUGUCUCCCCGCUCAUGCAUAUGCAGACUCCAGUUGUGGAAAUGACCCAUUAUCAAGUUCCUGAAAUAUUUGGAGAACGAAAAACCGACCUUUCAGAAACUGGUCAAGCAGAAACAGGCGUACAAACUAUUAACUCUUUUGAAAAUGAUAUUCGUCACUUGUCAAAGGAAACUGGGGAGGAAAGCUCGGAUACCUUUGAAUUAUGUCUCCAGAAUGUUUCUAAUGGGUAUGGAUCCCAAUCACCCUACGUUGUAUUUGAUCCAUUUCAUGUUUCUGAUGAAUUUGGUGAGGAAGCCCUCGACUCUUGUGAAGUUGAGCAGCGCCACAUCUCUGAGGGACUUGCUGGGACAAUCACCAACCAUGAUGAUUUCUUCCUACACGGAACUCCAGAGGCAGCUAGAUUACAGAAUCAUGAAAACUUUGAUGAUCACUGCAAGGAGGUUCACUGCAUAGAAUUUCAAAAUCUACAAAAUAAUGUAUUACUACCCAAAGAGAAGCGAAAAGCAUUACUAUCAAAGAAUAUGGAGAAUGAUACAUACGCAGAUGAUGAACAAACACAAUAUCGUGACUUGGAAAAUGUCAACUCUUCUCUUCAGGAUUCUGAAGAACCAUCUAGUAGACAGCUAAUAGAUGAUGAGCCUCAAAUUCAGAACUCCAAUGGUAUGGAAAGUAGUCCUCAAUCAAGCAACCUGAGGACAUCUGUUUCAUCUCCAGAAGAGGUGAAGUGUGAAAUCAAAAUUGAGAGGGGAGAGGCUGAGUAUAGUGUUGGAACCGAGAAGUUUAUUACUCUUGGAGUUGAUGCUGGCAAUUGUGUUCCUCAGAUUCAAACUGGAUAUGCACGACUUGAUGCAGUUCAGGUUGCAGAAGUUGGGCUUUCUAACCACUUGGAUUAUAUUGAGAACUAUACAUCUCUCUCGGCCAGAAAGGAUUUUACCAAGUCCAAAUCGAUGGAUCAACUUCAACUUCGAAAAUUUCAGGUUGAGGAAAAAUAUCAGAAGCAACAUAACUUUAUCAAGAACGUGAAAGAUGUUAGCUUAAAUUCGCAAGAUGAUUUGGUUGAUAGUCCUCCGCCUCUUUCAGAUGUUAAGAAAUUACAGGAUGGGAUUAUUGAGCUUUGGGAUGCCUGCAACAUUUCAUUGAUACAUAGAACCUGUUUUUUCCUUCUCUUCAUCAAAGAUGGCCAUGCAGACACAAUUUACAUGGAGGUAGAACGCAGAAGACUCAGCUACAUCAAAGAUUCAUUUUCUUUGGGAAAAGCAGCUAUCUUAGAUGGUUGCCAACUCACACCUAUUUCAAGUAAAUGGGCUCUUCUCUCUGAAAGGAAAAUGUUGAGUAAGCUAAUGAAACGAAGGCUCUCUAAACAAGAGAGGAGGGAAAUAUAUGUGAGAUGGGGCAUCAGUGUAGAUAGUAAAAAGAGGCGCUCACAACUCGCUCAUCUUCUUUGGUUCAAUGCCAUAGACAUGGACCACAUCAUGGAAAGUGCUAAGAUUGUUGCUCGACUAGUUCGGUUCAGUGAACCCCAAGUUCCGAAGGAGGUAUUUGGUCUUAGUUUGACGACUACCCAGAGGCGGAGAAAAUCAUUUGGGGGAAGCAGAUUCCUAACCAUUUCAUGUAAGAAACAUAUUCCAGAAGUUAUUCAUUGAGCUAAUGUGUUGUAGCUAAUUGUAGGUUUGUGGUAAGUACCUCAAUUCAGACAUGCUCAUUCUUUUGUUAGGUAAUCUGUAAUCGUGAGCGUUAGUAUUGACUAUUGUUGCAUUUGCUAAUGCUAGAGCGCCUUUGUCUUCAGCCUUUACGAGCGCCCCAAGUAUGAAUGCCUUAUUAUUUGGUAUGUUAAGAUAAUGCAACAAGUUUUAUAGCGAAUGGUCCUCCCUUUCCAUAAUCAUGUAUCCAAUGUAUAAUUCUUGUUGAUUCUUUCAUAAUAAACAAGCAUAGUGGAAGUGCCUUCUUUUCCAUUAGCA
Molecule: messenger RNA, 3800 nt
Organism: Amaranthus tricolor (Joseph's coat)
Lineage: Eukaryota; Viridiplantae; Streptophyta; Magnoliopsida; Caryophyllales; Amaranthaceae
Product: kinesin-like protein KIN-7F
Exons: 15
Coding region: 306-3485 (1059 amino acids)
Biological process (GO): microtubule-based movement
Molecular function (GO): ATP binding; microtubule binding; microtubule motor activity
Source: RefSeq, a predicted model, not a curated record